Molecule: messenger RNA, 444 nt
Organism: Quercus robur (English oak)
Lineage: Eukaryota; Viridiplantae; Streptophyta; Magnoliopsida; Fagales; Fagaceae
Exons: 1
Coding region: 1-444 (147 amino acids)
Molecular function (GO): RNA-DNA hybrid ribonuclease activity; nucleic acid binding
Source: RefSeq, a predicted model, not a curated record
AUGGGGGCUGUUCCCUCUGUUGAUGGCCAAUCUGGAGUGGGUGUUGUAAUUAGAGAUUGGGAAAGAAAGGUGGUAGCAGCAAAAUGUCUUCCUCUAUCGGGUCGAAUAGCUGUGGAGGAAACAGAAGCCAUAGCUAUGGAACAAGGAAUGAUCUUAGCAAAAAACAUGGGCUUGGAAAGGACCAUUUUUGAAGGGGACUCAUCGCAGACAAUUCAAGCUAUUGAGGCUAAGGAUGUAAGAAGUGUGAUUGGCCACAUUGUGAAAAGUUGUCUGCAAAAUUUUCCAAGUUUCCAGGAGGCAAGAAUCAGACAUAUUAGUAGGGUGGGCAACAAAAUAGCCCACGAACUUGCACAGCUUGCAAAACAAUCCGCUGAGGAACAGGUCUGGAUUUCAACUAUACCUGAUUGGAUUGAAGACAUGGCGAGAGCUGAAGGAACGGUUUAA